Molecule: messenger RNA, 1719 nt
Organism: Tribolium castaneum (red flour beetle)
Lineage: Eukaryota; Metazoa; Arthropoda; Insecta; Coleoptera; Tenebrionidae
Product: homeobox protein unc-4
Exons: 3
Coding region: 305-1189 (294 amino acids)
Biological process (GO): regulation of DNA-templated transcription
Molecular function (GO): sequence-specific double-stranded DNA binding; DNA-binding transcription factor activity, RNA polymerase II-specific
Source: RefSeq, a predicted model, not a curated record
UAUACAAUGUUAUGGUUAGUGAACCUCCAACAAGCACUGGAAACAGACACGCAAUCUAGUGCACAUGGACUAACUCAAAACAACGAAACUUAGCAAAUCCAGUGCGUGUGUAAACAAAUGACCACCGGAACAAAAAAAUGAAAAGCGGUGAAUUCCGGGAUCGAGUGCUCCCGGAGUGUUCUUGUGCACAAUGACUCGAUGAAACAGUGUUGGCCGGUGGAAGUCCAGUGACUCGAAAAUGGAUCUAGACACCAGUGAUUUCAGUGAUUGACUCAUUUGCGCCCUCACAGUGAACCCCAACGAUAUGGUGCUGGAAUCGGGGGUGUUGCCGCCACCUUUGCAGCUGUAUGCGGCGGCGGCGGCACAUUUGGCGCCGCGACCGCCAUGGGCCCCCUUGUUGCAGUUCCCCGGCGCUGCCAGUCUGCUGGGGAUGCCGGGGGCUUUCGCCCCCCUCAACAGGCCGCGGUAUCCUCCGGGGCUGGGGCACGGAAUCCGGGCUCCGCCGGGACCGCCGUCCGAAGACAGCGGCAGUGAGACGCAUACCGGGAAAGGUGGUGCCGGGAGCAGUGGCGAAGGCGCCGAUUCCGAGAGUGCAGCCUCCAAGAGGAGGAGGAGUAGGACGAAUUUUAAUAGCUGGCAGUUAGAAGAAUUAGAAAGGGCCUUUUUGGCGAGCCACUACCCCGACGUUUUCAUGAGGGAGGCGCUCGCCAUGCGACUAGACUUAAAGGAAAGCAGGGUGGCUGUGUGGUUCCAGAACCGUCGAGCCAAGUGGCGCAAGAAGGAGCACACGAAAAAAGGCCCCGGCCGACCGGCCCACAACGCUCACCCGCAGUCCUGCUCCGGAGAGCCCAUCCCUCCCGCCGAGCUGCGGGCCCGCGAGCGGGCGCGUCGCCGGAAAAAGCUCCAGAAAGCUCUGGAGCGGCAGGCGAAGAAGCUGCGCGCCAAGGGCAUCGCCGUCGACCUCGUGGCCCUCAAGAGGGAGUAUCUGGCCCAGAGGGGUGCGGACGGCGCCGACAGUGAUAGCGAUAUAGACGUGGUGGGGGAUUCGGGCGCAGAAUCGGAAACGUACGCUUGUAGCGAUCAGGGGAUGUUCUCCUCGGAAUCGGGGGUGGAUUUGACCGCCGCCUCGCACGACGACAAGACCCGCAGACUUAACCCCUUCAGUAUAGAGUCGCUACUCAAUACUUGAAGAUGCUCGGAGAUGAAACAUGUUGUGCAAUAAUGUUUUAUAUCUAGUGAUAGGUGCGAGAACAGCGAGAGCUUCGACAUUUCCGACCGAUUUUUCCACACACAUAUCACAAGCUGAUCCGGAAAUGCCGGAAUCUCACAUAUUUAUUGAAUAUAAAGUGUACAUAUAGUCUAAACGACCCUGUGUAUAAACGUCCCAGACAUUCCAGUACUGUAUUUAUUAAUAUGAUUAGUAAUAACACACAUAGUACAGCAAUACAUCCAGCAAGUUCAAAUUGUUUAGAAUACACUUAAACUCUUCGUGCAUGUCGUCCUAUUUUAGUUAAGUUCAUGUACCACAGCUUGAUUCCAAUAUUACCAGUUAUUCAUUGUUUUAUCGGACAAUAUGGAAAACAACAACGAAUAUCGCGUCACAACGUUAAUGGAAAUGAAUAAUAUUGUUAUCAAGCUUUGAAUGUAUUCCUAUCAGUGAUCUGCAGUACUAAUAUAUCAAAUUAAUUAAGUAUGAUGAUAAAUAUAUUAUUUAUUCGA